Molecule: messenger RNA, 1323 nt
Organism: Plasmodium vinckei vinckei
Lineage: Eukaryota; Apicomplexa; Aconoidasida; Haemosporida; Plasmodiidae
Product: lysophospholipase, putative
Exons: 1
Coding region: 1-1323 (440 amino acids)
Cellular component (GO): membrane
Molecular function (GO): lipase activity
Source: RefSeq, a predicted model, not a curated record
AUGGAAGAAAUUGAAUUAAAUAAUGAUGAAUUAAGAAAUACAAAAUGCAAUUUAGAUGGUGAUCCUAAAGUAGGUUGGCUAUGUAAUAAAAAUGGCUUACUUUUAAAAACAUAUGGGUGGUUAGUUAAAAAUGCUAUAGGAAUUAUAUUAUUAAUACAUGGAUUAAAAUCUCAUACUAGACUAACUUUUAUGAGAAUGAAUAUAAAAUUUCCAAAUGAUAGUGAAGAGUUAGUAGUAGACAAUGAUAGUUACUAUAUUUAUAAAGAUAGCUGGAUCGAAAAUUUUAAUAAAAAUGGUUAUUCAGUAUAUGGACUAGACUUGCAAGGGCAUGGUGAAUCAGAAACAUGGAAAAAUGUUAGAGGCGAUUUUAGUUCUUUUGAUGAUCUAGUUGAUGAUGUAAUACAAUAUAUGAAUCAAAUUCAAGAUGAAAUCUCAAAUGAUAAUCAAACAAAUGGCGAAUCAUAUGAUAUAGUAUCAACUAAAAAAAAAAGACUUCCUAUGUAUAUUGUUGGACAUUCAAUGGGAGGGACUAUUGGUUUAAGAGUAUUGCAAUUAUUAAAUAAAGAAAAAGAAUAUAAGGUUGAUUCUGGAGAGUCAAGUAACUAUAAAAAAUGUAGCGUCAUGUUGGACAACCCUACUAAUGCUAAUGAAAUUGACAAUGAUAUGUAUGAUAUGAAUAGUUCUAAAAAUGACGAUCCGUGCACUUCUAGUGCUAGUACCUUUGCUACGACAAAUGCUAUUGCUAGUACUAGUAGUAAAUGUGAAGGACACCAUAAUUAUUUAGAUAAAUUCAAUAUUAAAGGUUGCGUAACUUUAUCUGGUAUGAUGAUAAUAAAAAUACUAUGGAAUAUUGGACUCAAUUCAUUUAAGUAUUUUUAUUUACCUAUAAUGAGCUUCUUGGCUUGUCUCGCGCCUAAUAAAAUAAUUUCGUCAGAAAUGCGUUAUAAAAAGUCCGAAUAUAUUGAUACAAUAUGUAAGUAUGAUAAAUUUCGAAAUAACAUUGGAUUAAAAUUUAGAUGUGUAUCUGAACUUAUAAAAGGAACGCUUGCAUUGGAUAGUAAUAUUAAUUAUAUGCCAAAAGAUGUUCCUUUAUUAUUUGUGCAUUCAAAAGAUGAUACUGUUUGUUGUUUUAAAGGGGCACAUUCGUUUUAUAAUAAAGUAGAUGUUUGUAAAAAAGAAUUCCAUGCUGUUGAAGAUAUGCAUCAUGCUAUAACGGUCGAGCCAGGAAAUGAAAAAAUUAUAAAAAUAGUUAUGGAUUGGAUUUGUAAUUUGGGAAAGAAUGGUCAAGACGAAAUAGGAGAUGAAAAAGAAAAUGAAAUAUAA